Mercurialis annua (annual mercury) is the source of this 663-nucleotide messenger RNA. RefSeq names its product protein FAR1-RELATED SEQUENCE 6-like. The record is from RefSeq and is a predicted model, not a curated record. The transcript has a single exon. Bases 1 to 663 code for a protein of 220 amino acids. Lineage: Eukaryota; Viridiplantae; Streptophyta; Magnoliopsida; Malpighiales; Euphorbiaceae.
AUGUAUAUGAGAACAAGUGAUCAGAGGCAGGCGACAUCAAAUGUGAUUGGAGAAUUCAUUAAAUCAAAGUACAUAAACCUCAAAACUGUGUACAAGCCGGCUGAUAUUUUGAGGGACAUGAAAGAUGAUUAUGGAAUAAAAAUGAACUGCUCCAAAACCAACAGAUCGAAAGCCAUGGCUCAAGAAAUGGUGAGAGAAAAACCAAAUGAGUCUUUUUCAUUACUACCGAGCUACUUGUACAUGCUAAUGGUUACAAAUCCAGGUUUUUUUGUUAAAUUGGAAGUAAAUGAUGAUGACAGUUUCCUUUAUGUUUUUAUGGCGUUGAAUGCAUCUAUAAAAGGAUGGGAGUUUUGCAUUCCAAUAUUUGUUGUUGAUAGUACUUUCCUUACUUCAGCCAAUGGUGGUACGCUUUUAACAGCGUGUGCACAAGAUGAAAAUGGUAAGAUCUUUCCUCUAGCUUUUUGCAUAGUUGAUUCUGAAAACGAUGCAUCAUGGGAAUGGUUUAUGAUAAGGAUUAGAGAUGUGUUUCAAAUGCAAAGAGACAUGUGUAUAGUCUCUGAUCGACAUGAAAGCAUCAAGAACACAUCCACUGCUGUGUUUCCAGAAGCUACUCAUGCUUUGUGCACAAUCCAUUUGUACAACAAUAUAAAAAAAACUUCAUGA